This is a messenger RNA of Rubroshorea leprosula, 1404 nucleotides long. The record is from the annotation of a GenBank genome assembly. NCBI's taxonomy places the organism in Eukaryota, Viridiplantae, Streptophyta, Magnoliopsida, Malvales, Dipterocarpaceae.
CUAAACUGACCUUCUCAGUUUUCAUUCCUCCAUCCCACUGACGUUUGGGGAAGAAUAAAGUCUCUCUUUCUCAUAAAUUCUCAAUCUUUUUGGCAUUUACAUCCAUUUUCACUUCAGAAUGGAGCUUUAUGAAGAUUAUCAAGGGAUGAUUCUACUUGUUGAUCAUUCUUAGCUUGAUUUUCAUGGUGGACAAGUUCUAUUGAUAUAAUCAAUAUUUGUGAUAUGAGGGAGGUACAUGUGGUGUUAUCGUAGAUCUCUAUGUAAGUUGUCUUGAUAUGGCCUUCGAACCUUACUGUGAAAGAGGGAUCCAAGCUAAUACAUGCUACAUGGAGGACAUUCAGUUGAAUACAAAUUGGGAUGAUGUGGUUUGUCCUAUAUGUUUAGAUUUCCCCCACAAUGGUGUACUCCUACAAUGCUCAUCUUACGAGAAGGGAUGCCGUCCUUUUGUGUGUGACACUGACCAUUUGCACUCAAAUUGUUUGGAUCGUUUCAAAAAUGCAUAUGGGAUGUCUUCCCCUUUACCAUCUGAUGUGAGUGCAACAGCAAAUACUGAGUUAAUGGUAUCUGAAGAGAACUGCAAACCAUCUUGUCCCUUGUGUAGAGGGGAAGUGACUGGGUGGAUUGUUGUUGACCAGGCCCGUCUACAUCUAGAUGAGAAGAAACGUUGUUGUGAGGAGGAACAGUGCACAUUUACCGGAACAUAUUUAGAACUUAAAAAACAUGCUCAGCUGGAGCACCCACAUUCUCGUCCUUCAAAAAUUGAUCCUGCUCGAGUGCUUGACUGGGAAAAUUUUCAGCAAUCCUCUGAGAUCAUAGAUGUUUUAAGCACUAUACAUUCAGAAGUCCCACGUGGGGUGGUUCUAGGAGACUAUGUGAUUGAGUAUGGUGACAAUGAAACUGGAGAUGAGUUUGAGGACUUCCCUGGUGAUGAAGGCAACUGGUGGACCUCCUGCAUUUUGUAUCAGGUUUUUGAUAACUUAAGGAAUUCUAGAAACAGAAGGAGGUCAAGAGUCAGUGAUAAUAGGAGAGGAAGUCGCCGCUCAGGUUAUGAUACAUCAAAUUCUGAUGAUGGUUCAGUGACUUCUGUAGAUUUUGCUGAGUAUAGAAUAGAUGAGACUGAUGAUGAAUUUGUUAGUGCAAGUGGUCCCUCCAGAGGUAGCUCCAGUCACCGCCGUUCCAGGAGACGUCGUUCUCGAUUCCAUGAUAAUUAGAUACGCAUUGUGCAAAGCAAAGGACUGAAGGAAAAAGGAAAAGUUGGCAAUCCGCCAAAGCAGAGAGCACAGGGAUGCUUCAUGCAGCGCAGAUUGAUUAGGAUUUCAACCAUGUAAAAUCUAGCUACCUCUGUAUCUUUUUACGGUUCUGGACAAAUUUGUUAUGAAUAUUCAAUCAAUGGAUUUCCAUUUC